This is a messenger RNA of Aureobasidium vineae, 2799 nucleotides long. Lineage: Eukaryota; Fungi; Ascomycota; Dothideomycetes; Dothideales; Saccotheciaceae. The record is from the annotation of a GenBank genome assembly.
AUGGAAGGCGCCGAGAAAUUCCAUCAUCCAUACGAGCCCUAUGACAUCCAACUCCAAUUCAUGCGGGCGUUGUACGAUUGCAUCGAGCAAGGUAAAAUUGGCAUCUUUGAGUCUCCGACUGGUAAGUACUGUAAGGAUGUGGCUUGGUUUUGGCAAUGUGAUCACUCUUCUAACGAAGGCAUAUCNAAGGGCAAAUCUCUAAGUUUGGCAUGUGGUUCAUUGACAUGGCUGCGCGACCACAAGAGGAAGGAAUUCGAUGACAGUAUAGCUGCUAUCGAAGGAGACGACGACGAACCUGAGUGGAUGGUCCAACACUCUCGAGAGGAAAAGAAAAACCAAGUCAUCCAGAAACGAGCAGAACUAGAAGCGAAACUCGAAAACAUCCGUCAACACGAGCGCAAGAUCAGGGAUCGACAAGAGAAUGGGCCGCCAUUGGCCAAAAAGCGAAGGCUCGAUGAAAACAACAAUAACAACAACGGCAAAGAUGCUGAUAUUGUUGACGAUGAGCAGUUCGCCCUCGAUGACUACGAGAGCGAUGAUGAAGGCACCAAAGCUUCACACUCCAACAAUGGUGAAACAGAACUAGGCUUGUCGAAAGAAACGCAAGCACUAAUGCAGAAACUCGGCUAUGGUAUAUCUUCAUUGCCCAAGCCAGAGGACCUCGAAGCAGAAGACGAGUUGAAGAUAUACUUUUGCUCGCGCACGCAUUCCCAACUCAGCCAAUUCGUCAACGAGCUUCGAAGAAUAGACUUACCGGCUGCCAUACCUGCCUUGCAACAAGAAGUCAAGAAGAAAGCCACACUUUCCGAGGAACUGAAACAUCUAUCCUUGGGCUCAAGAAAAAAUCUUUGCAUCAACGCCAAAGUGUCGAGUCUAAAAAGUAUGACGGCAGUCAAUGAACGGUGCUUGGAACUCCAAGAUGCAAAGACGCCAAAGGAUAAGAAAUGUCCAUUUGUGCCGAAUAAGGAGAAUGAAGGUUCGGUUUUGGACUUUCAACACCAUGCUCUGGCAAAGAUACGUGAUAUUGAGGAUCUGGGGGCUCUGGGCAAGGAGUUGGAUGUUUGUCCUUAUUACGCCACAAGACCUGCUGUGAAGCCGAGUGAGGUAAGUGCUACCUUUGAAAUCAGCUUCCUCAUUCUUUCCACUCGCGUUAUCGAGCACAGAAGUUUUGAUGCUGAUACAUUCAGNAUCGUCACAUUGCCCUAUCCACUUCUUCUUCAAAAGACCGCCCGAGAAGCAUUAGGCUUGUCUUUGAAGAAUCACAUCAUAAUUAUUGACGAAGCCCACAACCUCAUGGAUGCAAUCUCAGGCAUUCACACUGUAGAAGUCAGCUUACAACAACUGCACCUCGCUCGCGCUCAACUGACCGCCUACCUCCAACGCUUCCGCAAUCGUCUCAAAGGCAAGAACCGCGUUUACGUUACCCAAGUGGUACGUUUACUUGAUUCUAUCGCCAACUUCUUACAAUCCUUGGACCCCCAAAACNNAGGUAAUGAAGGCACGGUACAAGCCACUGAUUUGCUCAAAGGUAAAGGCGUGGAUCAGAUCAACCUCUACAAAUUGAUGCAUUACCUGCAAGAAAGCAAGUUGGCGAGGAAAGUGGAAGGCUAUGUCUCUGUCGAGCAACAAAAACAGCAGAAACUCAAUAGCAAUGGUACUGCAAAGGAAGCCACAGUGCCGGUGCUCACACACAUCACUAAUCUGUUUAUGGUGUUGACGAAUCCGGCUAGGGAGGGCCGUUUGUUUUACACUGUUGGAGAGGAAAAGACACAGACAAAGGUCAAGUACAUGCUUCUUGACCCUUCAGAGCACUUUCGCGAUAUCGUCGAGGAGGCAAGAGCCGUCAUACUAGCAGGAGGAACCAUGUCACCCGUGAGUAUUCUUCGUCUCAUCUUGUCACUAUCAACACAGCGGCUGAUGAGGGGUGAUUCUAGNAUGUCUGACUACACAGCCCAACUCUUCCCUUACCUCGACAAGGCACGCAUCACAACACUCUCCUGUGGUCACGUAAUCCCAACCACAAACCUCUUCGUCAACCCCGUGGUAUCAUCCCACAACAACACCGACUUCAACUUUAGCUUCUCGUCCCGCAACCUCGCUUCCACAAUCACCGCACUCGGAGACUCGAUUUUGAGACUCUUACCUACCAUUCCUCACGGCUGCGUAGCAUUCUUUCCCAGCUACAGUUACCUGGAUCAAGUAGUCUCCCACUGGCAAAAAACACCUUCCACAGGAGCAUCCAUGUGGACGAAAAUGCAAAAGGCAAAGCCAAUCUUCAGNGAAACCCAGCAAACAGGAACAGAAGAAACACUAAACGCCUACACCACCGCUGUGAAAACCCUUCCCACAGGAGCAUUCUUACUAGCAGUCAUCGGCGGCCGCCUCAGCGAAGGCAUCAACUUUUCCGACGAAUUGGGAAGGUGCGUAAUGGUCAUCGGUCUACCCUACGCAAACCCAAAUACCGCAGAGCANAAAGCAAAGAUCAAGUAUAUCGAGGAGAAAGCUGUUGCUGCUUCUGGUGCUUUAUCGGCGGGUGCAGCAGCAGCAAGAGACUUUGCAGAUAAUACUUGUAUGCGUGCUGUCAAUCAAGCAAUCGGUAGAGCUGUCCGCCAUAAGAAUGACUGGAGUGCGAUUUUACUGUUUGAUAACAGAUAUACGCAAAAGAGGAUACAAGACAGACUUCCUGGAUGGAUAAAAGCGAGUUUGGGACAGACGACCAGAGCAGGGUUUAAUGAUGUAGAGGUGGGAUUGAAGAGAUUCUAUGCUGGGAAGGCUCGAGGAGAUGGUAGUGUAGUAUAG